Molecule: messenger RNA, 798 nt
Organism: Schistocerca piceifrons (Central American locust)
Lineage: Eukaryota; Metazoa; Arthropoda; Insecta; Orthoptera; Acrididae
Product: trypsin delta-like
Exons: 4
Coding region: 1-798 (265 amino acids)
Biological process (GO): proteolysis
Molecular function (GO): serine-type endopeptidase activity
Source: RefSeq, a predicted model, not a curated record
AUGAUGAAAGUACUCUUAUUGAUUUCUUUCAUAAUCACAGCCGUCGUCCUGUGCCUGCUGGUGGCGCUCUGCAGCGCUGCCCCCUCCACGAGGUCCCACUUGCCCAGACCGCGCCUCGAUGGCCGCAUCGUGGGCGGCGAGGCUGUAGACAUCUCGCAGUACCCCUGGCAGCUGUCGCUGCAGUGGCUGGGCUCGCACUUGUGCGGCUCCUCCAUCAUCAUCUCCACGUGGGUGCUGACGGCGGCGCACUGCCUUGAAGACAGCAUACUCUACGUCCUGUCCAUCAGGGCCGGAACAUCCACUCAAGGAAGUGGCGGAACUGUGUGCGAUAUUGCUGAAGCAUAUUACCACAGAUCUUAUGACACCGACACCAUGGACUACGACAUCGGUGUCAUCCAGAUUGACGGAUCAUUCUCCUUCGACAGCGACGUUCAGGCGGUUACCCUCGGCACGACGGAGCCAUCUGCAGGCACAGCGGUGACCAUCACGGGCUGGGGCGACCUGUCCUCCGGAGGCUCCUCCCCCACACAGCUGCAGGCGGUCACCACGUCCAUCGUGGCCCGUGCCUCCUGCAACAUAGCCUACGGCGGUGGGAUGACUCAGCGCAUGAUCUGCGCAGGAGAAGACGAGGGCGGCAAGGACUCGUGCCAGGGCGACAGCGGCGGACCCCUGGUGGAAGGAUCCACCCAGUACGGCAUCGUCUCCUGGGGCAGAGGAUGCGCUCAGCCCGGCUACCCUGGCGUCUACGCCAACGUGGCCAAUCUGCGGACCUGGGUAUCCGAAGUAACUGGUGUCUAG